This is a messenger RNA of Hypoxylon fragiforme, 1239 nucleotides long. RefSeq lists its product as uncharacterized. The coding region runs from base 138 to 1055 and encodes 305 amino acids. The transcript has 2 exons. NCBI's taxonomy places the organism in Eukaryota, Fungi, Ascomycota, Sordariomycetes, Xylariales, Hypoxylaceae. The record is from RefSeq and is a predicted model, not a curated record.
CACAGCAACUAUCCGAUUGUACAAUACUGCCGUACAUUCCGUACAGAUUCGGACUGGUGGUGUACUUCGGUAUCUUCCCUAAAAAGCAUCGCCCAUCCCCGAAACUCUGCAAGUUAGCUUGUAGACCUCUCUUCAAGAUGACACCCUCUACAGCUAUAAAGCAGCAGCCGCAACGAAGCAUCUUGGAUAAACCUAUACUCAUAGCUAUUCCCAUCUUGAUCGGUUUAUUUCUCACUAGAUCGCCUUUCUUCAUGUCGGCUCCAGCCUUAGAUCUUGCGGCCCCGAAUGCGCAACCAUGGGCCGAUACGCCCAUUGCGUUGGUUACAACGCCGCAGUAUGAAACGAACAAGACCGACCUCUUCACCACCGGCGCAACCCACAUGGCGCUCCUCCACAACGCCAUCCUCCGCGGUUUCAACUCCGUCUACCAACAGGCCCCGCACAUCAAGCCCGCCGACAUCCCCAACUUCAUCGGAUACAGCCUGACCUGGCACAAGUUCGUCGUCUCGCACCACGACGACGAGGAAGUGACGCUGUUCCCCAAGGUCGAGCAGGUGCUCCAGGACACCGCCAUCUGGGAGGGCACGCACAAGGAGCACGAGGCGUUCCUCGGCGGGCUCGCCGAGUUCGCAAAGUACCUGCGGGCCGCGCAGGCGAAGCCCGACUCGUUCGACGGCGCCGAGCUCGCCCGCAUCAUGGACGGCUUCCGCGACAGCUUCGCCGACCACUUCCACAGCGAGAUCCAGACCAUCGCCGCGCUCGCCGACCACCCCAACGCACCAACUCUCGGAACCCCCGAGGCGGACCUCGCGGCCGAGACGUUCAAGGCGUGGGGCAAGAACACGGUGACGAAGGCCGGCACGCUCGAUGUCGUUCCGUUUUUCCUGCUCAACUUGGACGGCACGGCUGAGGAGGGCAAGUGGGAGAAUUGGCCCCCGAUUCCGGCGCCGGUGAAAUGGGGAUUAGUUAAUAUUGCGGGCGCGUGGCAUGCGAGGUGGUGGCAGUUUAGCUCUUGUGCGGGGGGGAAGCCGAGGAAGUUGUAUGCGCUACAGUGAGGUGUUGGGGGGAGACUACUAAAGCGGGUGGAUGAAGAGAUAUGAUACCCUGAUAAUUUGAUCAUGCACACUGCACUUACCUGCUUGCUUAGAAGGAUAUACAGAUCGAACACAGCGGGUGGGACUUCUAAUGUAAUAGUUCCUGUCGUUACCUUAAAGUCACAGGGAAUCACGACCAGUUAUG